AUGUCUAAGCUUUUUGUUGGCGGUCUUGCCUGGGCCACUACCGAUGACUCUCUCCGUGAGGGUUUCUCCCAGUUCGGUCAGGUCGUUGAGGCUAUUGUCAUCAAGGACCGUGAGACCAUGCGCUCCCGCGGUUUCGGCUUCGUCAAGUUCGCCAGCGACGAGGAGGCCACCGUUGCUCUUGAGCAGAUGAACGGACAGGAGUUCGAGGGCCGCACCCUUCGCAUCGACAAGGCUUCCGAGCGCCCUCCCCAGGGUGGCCGCCGCUUCUAA
Molecule: messenger RNA, 270 nt
Organism: Penicillium waksmanii
Lineage: Eukaryota; Fungi; Ascomycota; Eurotiomycetes; Eurotiales; Aspergillaceae
Product: RNA recognition motif domain-containing protein
Exons: 4
Coding region: 1-270 (89 amino acids)
Molecular function (GO): RNA binding
Source: RefSeq, a predicted model, not a curated record